GGAGGGGCAGGGAAGAGUGCGAGGGGCAGAGAGCAGAGCAGGCGGCUGCAUCAGCAGCAGAAGCCAGCCUGCGCGAAUAAAAAGCCGGACCUGCCUGGAUCCUCUUCCGAGGCUGCCUUGAUCCGGAGUGACGGUGCCAGAGGACCGCGCUGCUGCUGCUGCUGCUGCUGCAGGAAAGAUUGCGCGUGUUUCUCCGCAGAGGCGGAUCAGGCGCCCGCACCGAGAGAUUCGUGCCUGCUUGCAGGGCUACCUGAAAAGGCAGCAGGUGAGAGUUGGGAGAGGAACAAUGAGGGGAAACCCAGCAGAGGGUUUAUGGGUCGUGCCGGAUGGAAUAAAAGGGAGCAAAGAAACACUGGAGCAAAAGAAAAGAAGAGAAGUCCAAAAAGAAUAAUGCAGAAAGUAAAAGAAAGGAGUCUGUGCCUUCCACUUCGCAAUAGAUUCAGUUCUGAACUAAGCUUUCAACCUCAGUGGGAAAUGCACGCAGGUGAUAAAUCAUAUUAAUGUUUGGACUGGGGGAAAGGCUUCAACAUGAGUGGAAAGCUUACUUUACACAGUAGAACCCACACUGGGGAGAAACCACAUAAAUGCUUGGAAUGUGGGAAAUGCUUCAGCACGAGUGGAUCUCUUUCUAUUCAUCAAAGAAUCCACACUGGGGAGAAACCAUAUAAAUGCUUGGAGUGUGGAAAGAGCUUCAGGCAGAGUGGAGAUCUUGCUGUACACCAUAGAACCCACACUGGAGAGAAAUCACACAAAUGUUUGGAGUGCGGAAAGAGCUUCAGCAGGAGUGGGCAUCUUACUUUACACCACAGAACCCACACUGGGGAGAAACCACAUAAAUGUCUGGAAUGCGGAAAGAGCUUCAGCACAAGUGGAAAUCUUACUAGACACCAUAGAACCCACACUGGGGAGAAACCACAUAAAUGCUUGGAGUGUGGAAAGAGCUUCAGGCAGAGUGGAGCACUUACUUUACACCAUAGAACCCACACUGGGGAGAAACCAAAUAAAUGCUUGGAGUGUGGAAAGAGCUUCAGGCAGAGUGGAGCACUUACUUUACACCAUAGAAUGCACACUGGCGAGAAACCACAUCAGUGUUUGGAGUGUGGAAAAAGUUUCAGCAUGAGUGGAGCUCUUAAUAUACAUCACAGGACCCACACUGGGGAGAAACCACAUAAAUGCUUGGAGUGUGGAAAGAGCUUCAGUACAAAUGGAAAUCUUACUAUACACCAUAGAAUCCACACUGGGGAGAAACCACAUAAAUGCUUCGAGUGUGGAAAGAGCUUCAGCACAAGUGUCUAUCUUACUUUACACCAUAGAACCCACACUGGGGAGAAACCACAUAAAUGCUUGGAGUGUGGAAAGAGCUUCAGCACAAAUAGAAAUCUUACUAUACACCACAGAACCCACACUGGGGAGAAACCACAUAAAUGUGUCGAGUGUGGAAAGAGCUUCAGGAACAGGGGAGCUCUUACUGUGCACCAUAGAACCCACACAAGGGAGAAACCACAUAAAUGCUUGGAAUGUGGAAAGAGGUUCAGCACAAGUGGAAAUCUUAAUAAACACCAUAGAACCCACACUGGGGUGAAACCACCUAAAUGCUUGGAGUGUGGAAAAGGCUUCAGCCAGAGUGGAAACCUUGCUUUACACCAUAGAACCCACACUCGAAGGAGGAAGGCACACCUUACUGCACAUGCACAAAUUCAAUCAGGGUAGAAAUCUUACAUAUGAAACUGCAGACAAGCCCAAGAACCUACCUCAUUUUGUGAAAGAGAAACCC
Messenger RNA from Hemicordylus capensis (graceful crag lizard), 1774 nucleotides. RefSeq names its product zinc finger protein 761-like. Bases 529 to 1710 code for a protein of 393 amino acids. Gene Ontology annotation, molecular function: DNA-binding transcription factor activity, RNA polymerase II-specific; RNA polymerase II cis-regulatory region sequence-specific DNA binding. Gene Ontology annotation, biological process: regulation of DNA-templated transcription. NCBI's taxonomy places the organism in Eukaryota, Metazoa, Chordata, Lepidosauria, Squamata, Cordylidae. The transcript has 2 exons. The record is from RefSeq and is a predicted model, not a curated record.